AUGACAACCUGGGAAAAUGCACAGGCAUUCUGCAGGGAGCACCACACUGACCUGGUCACAAUUAGAAAUGAGCAAGAGAAUGGGAUUUUCAGUGGCUAUGGCUGGAUUGGACUAUAUCGCAAGAGCGGAUCAAGUAUAUGGAAAUGGUCCACAGGAGAUGAGCUGGCUAACUACACCAAUUGGGACGCUAACGAACCACAGACAGAUACAGACUGUGCAUACAAGUCUUCUGACAAAUGGAGGACCAACCGUUGUGAUGUCAAUCAUUCUUUCAUGUGCUAUGAUGACCUGAUUUUGGUGAAGGAGAAUAAGACAUGGGAGGAGGCAUUAGUACACUGUAGGUCUCUGGAUGGAGGGAACACAGAAGAUCCAGCCUCUUCAUACUGGAACUAUAGCUAUGACCUGGCAACCCUGAUCACUCCAUAUGACCACACGUACGCACGAGAGAAAGUGCAAGAGGCUACCACUGAUGAGGUGUGGACAGGCUUGUGUAACCCAGCUGGUGAGUGGCUGUGGGUGAGUGGAGAACAGAUGCAAUAUAAGAAUAUUCCAAGCUGCCCGACUAACGGCUUCUGUGGCGUCCUGGAGAAAAGAGGCACAACAUCUUUCCAAAUAAAAGACUGCAAACUUCGAAGGAACUUCUUCUGUUACAAAAGGAUUUGA
Molecule: messenger RNA, 663 nt
Organism: Oreochromis aureus
Lineage: Eukaryota; Metazoa; Chordata; Actinopteri; Cichliformes; Cichlidae
Product: C-type mannose receptor 2-like
Exons: 3
Coding region: 1-663 (220 amino acids)
Source: RefSeq, a predicted model, not a curated record